Molecule: messenger RNA, 609 nt
Organism: Camelina sativa (false flax)
Lineage: Eukaryota; Viridiplantae; Streptophyta; Magnoliopsida; Brassicales; Brassicaceae
Source: RefSeq, a predicted model, not a curated record
AUGACUAAACCUGAGCUUCCAGAGGAUCUGGUAGAGGAAAUAUUCUGUCGCGUUCCGGCCACUUCCUUGAAACGAUUAAGAUCAACUUGCAAACGAUGGAACCGUUUAUUCAACGACGAUUGGAGAUUCGCAAGAAAGCACUUGGAUAAAGCCACAAAGCAGUUUAUGGUUCUCAUGUUGACAAAGAAGCACAAUAUUGCUCUGCCUGGUGAGUAUUCAGCUAAACUCGAUAUAGACCGAGUCAUUCACUGUGACGGAGUGUUGUUAUGCACCUCCUCCGCUGACAACUCUAGAAUCGUGGUUUGGAACCCGUUAACUGGUGAACAAAGGUGGAUUAGAAGCGGCGAUCGUAGGCGAGGUGUCCGCGACUUUGAUAUCGGACACUGCCAAGGAGACAACAAAUCCUGCAACAAGAGCUACAGAGUCUUGAAGUAUUAUUAUGCCUCUUAUGCUAUCAAUAGUUUUGAAAUCUACGAGUUUAACUCUGACACAUGGAGGAGUCUUGGUGAUAUAUGUCCAGGCUGCAAGUACUUAUGCUUGGAUCUGUCUGUGUCUUUGAAGUGUAUUGUGACACAUUGGUUGACGAUGAUGACUAUAACAGACACAUGA